This is a messenger RNA of Parnassius mnemosyne (clouded apollo), 399 nucleotides long. The record is from the annotation of a GenBank genome assembly. NCBI's taxonomy places the organism in Eukaryota, Metazoa, Arthropoda, Insecta, Lepidoptera, Papilionidae.
AUGGCUGAUGAAGAAUAUGAAGCUGAGGAUGCGGGAGCAGAUUACGAUGAUAUUGCCGAAGAAGAUGACAAUAUCGAAGAAACCGAAGAACAAGAAGAGGAUGGUUAUAAUGUACAAUGCCUUGCCCCUGGUCAGGCGGGUGGUGGAGUAGAGAAAUCAAAACGAAUUACCACUAGAUAUAUGACUAAAUACGAAAGAGCUAGAGUUCUAGGUACAAGAGCUUUACAAAUAGCUAUGUGUGCUCCAGUAAUGGUGGAACUUGAAGGAGAAACAGAUCCUCUUCAGAUAGCAAUGAAAGAAUUGAAGCAAAGAAAGAUCCCAAUCAUUAUUCGGAGAUAUCUACCUGACCAUUCCUAUGAAGAUUGGAGCAUUGAUGAACUUAUUAUUAUAGAUCAUUAA